This is a messenger RNA of Cylas formicarius (sweet potato weevil), 1856 nucleotides long. RefSeq names its product asparagine synthetase domain-containing protein CG17486. Gene Ontology annotation, molecular function: asparagine synthase (glutamine-hydrolyzing) activity. NCBI's taxonomy places the organism in Eukaryota, Metazoa, Arthropoda, Insecta, Coleoptera, Brentidae. The coding region runs from base 78 to 1763 and encodes 561 amino acids. The transcript is spliced from 5 exons. The record is from RefSeq and is a predicted model, not a curated record.
GUGACUUUCCAUUCGUUAUCGAUGGUAUGACCCAUAUUCUUUGAAAAUAACCUUACUUAUUGGGUUUAACGAGUGAAAUGUGUGGAAUAUUUUGUUUAAUACAAGAAAAUGAUAUUGAGCAAGACUUAUUGAAAGUGUUCAAGAAAUUCCAACAAAAUAUUGAAAAUCGAGGACCGGACAGUUCUAACUGUAAAGUUUAUACUUGGGGCACACAUAAAAUAUGUUUUGCAGUGAGCGUGUUAUGGUUGCAAGGAAACAACUUAACAGAACAACCCUUAGAGGAUCAUUCUUCGGCAUUUAUUUAUAACGGAGAUAUUUUUCAAGGUUUAGAAAAUAAUUUAGAGACUGGUUGUGGAGAUUCUAAAUUAUUAUUCAAGUUAAUCAAGAAAUGCAUUCCGUCAGAUAUUAAAGAGAUGCGUAAAAUUCAAGGCCCAUAUGCUUUUGUCUUUCACAAGAGGCAUGCAAAUCAAAUUUAUUUUGGGCGAGAUGUUUAUGGAAGAAGAAGUCUACUUGUUGGGAAAAGCCAAAAAAAUAAUAGCCUAAUUUUGUGCAGUGUUGCUAGAAGGAACACAGAAUUUGAUUUUAUUGAAGUACCCGCAAUAGGUGUAUUUUGUUUAGAUCUUGUAACAAAAAGCAUUAAAGUUUUCCCUUGGUCUUAUGAAAGUAGAGAUGUUGAAAAUAGACUGAAAAAUCUUGAAUUGUUCCUCAACACAAAAAUACAUGUAGAACAACAAGUGGAGGUUAUAAAUUAUCCCUUGGAACAAGAAAAUGAAACAUUGGCUUUAUUGAAAAGUCUCCAGUACUCCAACUCUUUAUUUGAAAUGCUUUUACAUGAUAAAAUGUGGUUAGAAAAUGUGAAACAUUUGGGUACUUUACUGCAAACCGCAAUUCAAAGAAGGAUUGAAACUCAACCUAAGUUUUGCAAACAUUGUAUUGUCACUAAAAAUUAUUGCGUUCAUGCCACAACUGGCGUUUUAUUUUCUGGUGGUGUUGAUUGUGCUGUUCUGAGCCUACUGUGUAAUGAGUUGGUUGAAUUCAGACGACCUAUAGACUUGAUAAAUGUCUCGUUUGAUGAAGCUAAUAAUUUCCAAUCGCCAGAUAGGUUAACAGGACUAGAAACACUGGAAGAAUUAAAGAAGUGUUGUCCUAAUAGAAUAUGGAACUUUGUCGAGGUGAAUGUAGAUAAACAGGUACUAAAUAAAGAACGAAAUAUGCAUAUAGCAGAUCUGGUAUAUCCACUUAACACAGUAUUAGAUGAUAGCCUUGGAUGCGCAUUAUGGUUUGCCAGCAGAGGAAUAUCAGAGAAUUACACUUCUCCAUGUAGAGUUCUCUUGGUGGGUAUGGGAGCCGAUGAACUUUUCGGGGGUUAUACCAAACAUCGUGUGGCAUUCAAAAGAAAUUCAUGGCAAGGGCUUAAAAAAUGUUUAGAAGAAGACUGGAGCAAUUUGCCAUACCGAAAUCUGGGUAGGGAUGACAGGGUUGUUUCUGAUCAUGGCAGGCAACUAAGGACUCCUUAUUUGGAUGAGAAUGUUGUGCAAUUUGUCCGAAAUUUAAUGUGUUGGGAAAAAACUUUUCCUUCAGAAGCUUUGUCUCAAGGCAAAGGAGAAAAAAUCCUACUAAGGACAUUAGCUUAUUAUUUGGGCUUAAAGAAUACUGCAUUUUUCAAAAAAAGGGCAUUGCAGUUUGGCUCACGAAUAGCAAAUCCAAAGGAAAAUGCUCAUGAGGUGUCUCCUAGGUUAAUCGGGGUAACCCCGGCAAAGUAAAAGUGAAAAAUAAAACAGCUUUGUGAAUAAUUGCAAAUUUUACAAAACAAAUUUGUGACUUUGCUGUAUAUCUUAUGCUCUGUUUGUACUGAG